AUGCCACCGAAAGCAAAUCAAUUGAAGAAGGAGCGACUUACCCUGGCUCAAUUGUGCUCAUACGAUGAUAUAUUGACAGAUGCGCUUGUUGACCAAGUUUACUAUUGGACCAAUAUUCGCAAAAAUCGCGUCGCAUACCAUUCCUCUCGUGGAGUUAGAGAGGAAGAUGUGACCAAAAUACUUCAAAAUUCAGUGAUCAUUGAGAAGAACACCACAAAAGCAGAGUCGCAACUUUUAGCACUUCCAGGUCUUAAUAAAUUCCAGCAAAGUCUCAAGUCGGAAAAAGAGAAGGAGGAUUUUAGACGCCAUUUAAAGAAGUACAUCAAUAUUUAUCUCCCAGAUUGUCCAUUCGAGGUUUCGAGCACAAAUCGAUAUACCGUUGUUACACAUGAAGCGGCAAUUGUUGCACGGAGGGAGAUUAGGAAAGGGGAAGUGGUCAAAUAUCUUUGUGGCAUCCAAGUUGUCAUGACACCCGAGGAGGAAGCACAUAUUAAUAAUAGUCGCAGAGAUUUUAGUAUUGUCAUGUCAAGUCGCAACAAAGCCGCAUCACUAUUCUUAGGACCAGCUCGAUUCGCAAAUCACGACUGUGGCGCAAAUGCUCGUUUAAUGACGACCGGAAGUGCCGGAAUGGAGAUUAUCGCAGUGAGGGAUAUUGAAAUCGGGGAGGAAAUCACGGUCACAUACGGAGACAGCUAUUUUGGCGAGGAUAAUUGCGAAUGCCUAUGCAAGACUUGUGAAGACAAUCGCGAAAACGGAUGGGCCCAGGACACUGAUGAUAGCAAUGAGACAAUUCCCAAAUUAUCGAUUGAGCAUGAACCGACACCCCUCGACACACCUGGUUAUAGCCUUCGACGCAGACGACGACUCCCCUCUUCAGUAUCUGGAUCACGAUCCGAAUCGAUGACACCUGACGUCAAUCUACGACCACAAGUACGGAAACUGCCUCCGAGGUCACGUAGAUCAGCUUCUUCGGCUCGCAAUGGACGCUCGUUUGCUAUGGAGUCACCUUCAUCAGAAUCGACUCUGCCUGGAUCUAAUGUAGACGAGGCUAAUGAUGACAACCUUUUAUCACUAGCAAAAUCGUUAAAGCGAGUGCCUAGCGGAGAUGACUCUGCAGCGGCGACCCCGAAAAGACGGCGGGUAUCUCAAAGUAUUGAACGUUCACCAUUAAGGCUGCUACGUGGGCUGGAUGAAUCUUCACCAUCGGAAACGAUGAAACGACCAAAGAAUCAACUGAUUGUGAAGGUGGAAGAAUUUACUCCUACCUCGUUCUACGGAAAUAUUAGCAGUACCGCGUUGCCAAGUUCUGCUUCGGAAUCUAGAAGAGCUAGUAUUACAUCGUCACCUUCGGGCGAGGGAACAGGUGAAACUGAUGCAACAUCAGUUGACGAAGAAACGAUCGUGGUGCGUGAUGAGAAACCUGCUUCCGUUGGCCCGAAAGCUAAACGACAAGGUUAUGUUAAGCGAGGAAACCAUGGAGGUCGAAGAAGAGGACCACUAUGGGAAAAGGAGAAGUUGGAGAAGGCCAAACAAUCAAAUAAGGUGUCUUCGGUGAUGCAAAGGGCAGCUAGUGCGCCGCGGGAAGCUGUUCUUGUCAGUCCAAAUACCAGCAGACAGCAUCCAGCGUUACAGGAUGAUGCAGACUCAUCUGCACUUUCCGACCUUGGCUCCGACAUGGAAAUUGAUGACUCAACCAUGACAAUCUCGAAGAAACUACCGCAACCUAAAAUUCGACGUCGUCGAAGAGGGGUAGUCCCACCACCAACAACAGACUUGGAUCAUGCGCCAAAUGUACGGAUUCCUGGCGACUAUGUACUUACACAUGCACUCCUUGCUGAACCAGCUUCAGCAUGGAUUAACUGCAAAAUCUGUGAAGAACCUUUUGUUCAAAAAGAUGCUUACUUUACGAGAUCAUCUUGUCCGAGAUGUGAGAGACAUAGUAAGUUAUAUGGAUACAUGUGGCCUAAAACAGAUAAAGAGGGGAAACAUGAUGAGGAGGAAAGAGUUCUGGAUCAUAGGACUGUUCAUCGAUUUAUUAAAUCUUCAGAAGAAAAAGACAUUAGGAGGAGAAUUGGACGUGGAAGUACUGGAAGUCGUGAGGUCACAAAAGAGGCUAGUGCGACUCCGGUGGUAUCUGCUAAAGGUGACGGGAAUAAGAAACCCAAGGGAGGUUUACUGAAGGUCUAUGGGAGGAAAAGUGAAAGAACAAGGAGGGACAGAUUCACAUUGGAUGAGGUCUUCGCUCUUGUAUUUGAUAUUGUUUUGAUAUUAUACAUUCGUGGCAGGAUGUAUGAAUGUAACUACUGCGGAAAGGAGUGGUCUGGUCUGGUAGUGUACUGUGUAGAGUGCAGAGUAGAGAGAAGAGAGAAGAGAGAAGAGAGAAGAGAGAAGAGAGAAGAGAGAAGAGAGAAGAGAGAAGAGAGAAGAGAGAAGAGAGAAGAGAGAAGAGAGAAGAGAGAAGAGAGAAGAGAGAAGAGAGAAGAGAGAAGAGAGAAGAGAGAAGAGAGAAGAGAUGAUAUUUGUGAUUAA
Messenger RNA from Sclerotinia sclerotiorum 1980 UF-70, 2529 nucleotides. RefSeq lists its product as hypothetical. Gene Ontology annotation, molecular function: histone H4K20 methyltransferase activity; protein binding. Lineage: Eukaryota; Fungi; Ascomycota; Leotiomycetes; Helotiales; Sclerotiniaceae. Gene Ontology annotation, cellular component: nucleus. Bases 1 to 2529 code for a protein of 842 amino acids. The record is from RefSeq and is a predicted model, not a curated record. The transcript is spliced from 5 exons.